Messenger RNA from Marmota monax (woodchuck), 2395 nucleotides. It is a transcript of the gene Tmem161a, whose product is annotated as transmembrane protein 161A. Bases 63 to 1502 code for a protein of 479 amino acids. The record is from RefSeq and is a predicted model, not a curated record. Lineage: Eukaryota; Metazoa; Chordata; Mammalia; Rodentia; Sciuridae. The transcript is spliced from 12 exons.
UUUCUGCGGCGUGCCCAGAACCUCAAGCUUGUGGGUUCCCCAGCUGUGCUCCCCAAGGCAACAUGGCAGUCCUCGGAGUGCAGCUGGUGGUGACCCUGCUCACAGCCACUCUCAUGCACAGACUGGCACCACACUGCUCCUUCGCACGCUGGCUGCUCUGCAAUGGCAGUCUGUUCCGAUACAAGCACCCAUCAGAAGAAGAGCUUCGGGCCCUGGCUGGGAAGCAGAAGCCCAGAGGCAGAAAGGAGCGGUGGACCAAUGGCCUUAGUGAGGAUAAGCCAUUAUUGGUGCCCCGAGAUGCCCCAUUCCAGCUGGAGACCUGCCCGCUCACCGCUGUGGAUGCCUUAGUCCUGCGCUUCUUCCUGGAGUACCAGUGGUUCGUGGACUUUGCGGUGUACUCGGGCGGAGUGUACCUCUUCACGGAGGCCUACUAUUACCUGCUGGGCCCAGCCAAGGAGACCAACAUCGCUGUGUUCUGGUGCCUGCUCACUGUGGCCUUCUCCAUCAAGGUGUUCCUGACUGUCACCCGGUUGUACUUCAGUGCCGAGGGUGGUGGCGAGCGCUCUGUCUGCUUCACCUUCGCCUUCCUCUUCCUGAUCCUGUCUAUGUUGGUGCAGGUGGUCCGGGAGGAGACCCUUGAGCUGGGCCUGGAGCCAGGCCUGGCCAGCAUGACCCAGAACCUGGAGCCACUUCUGGAGAAGCAGGGCUGGGACUGGGCGUUCCCUGUAGCCAAGCUGACCAUCCGCGUGGCGCUGGCUGUGGUGGGCUCCGUGCUGGGUGCCUUCCUCACCUUCCCCGGCCUGCGGCUGGCCCAGACCCACCGCGAUGCCCUGACCAUGUCUGAGGAUCGGCCCGUGUUGCAGUUCCUUCUGCACACCAGCUUCCUGUCUCCCCUCUUCAUCCUGUGGCUCUGGACAAAGCCUAUUGCUCGGGACUUCCUGCACCAGGCGCCCAUUGGGGAAAAGCCCUUCUCCCUGCUGUCAGACUCGGCCUUUGACUCCAUGCGUCUCUGGGUGCUGGUGGUGCUGUGCCUGCUGAGACUGGCUGUCACCCGGCCCCACCUGCAGGCCUACCUGUGCCUGGCCAAGGCCCGCGUGGAGCAGCUGCGGAGAGAGGCUGGCCGUAUUGAGGCCCGUGAGAUCCAGCGGCGGGUGGUCAGGGUCUACUGCUAUGUGACCGUGGUGAGCUUGCAGUACCUGACUCCGCUCAUCCUCACCCUCAACUGCACCCUGCUGCUCAAGACCCUGGGUGGCUAUUCCUGGGGCCUGGGCCCAGUCCCCACACUGUCGCUUGCCCAGACCCCAGCCAGCACUGUCCCUGUGAGCCCUGGGGAGGACGAGGCCCAGCAGACGGCGGCCCGGAUCGCGGGGGCCGUGGGCGGCCUGCUCACCCCGCUCUUCCUCCGCGGCCUUCUGACCUACCUGAUCUGGUGGACGGCCGCCUGCCAGCUGCUCGCCAGUCUCUUCGGCCUCUACUUUCACCAGCAGCUGGCGGGCUCCUAGCCGCCCGCGGACUUCCCUGGACCUCUGAAGUUGGGUCCGGGGCCAACCGGACAUGGCCUGACCCUCCGUGUGUGCCUCAGUGUCCCCAGCUGCCAGGUGCAACUGGGACUCCCCACAAUCUCUGCAGUGCCUGGGCUGUAGCCCGCUGAGAACCCUCGAAAACUGGCUCCCCAGGGUCCUGGGGCAGGAGAGUUGGAACCCAUUGUCCCCAAGUGGGGUGUGUGUGUGUGUGUGUGUGCGCGCGCGCGUGCGCACACAUGUGCAGGGUUCGAGUGGUGGGUUGCUCUUAUGAAUAAAUAAAGGAGUGGGCCACUUUGUACAAACAGGACACAUGGUUGGGGAGCUGGGUGUGCAGGGUGAUGGCUUCCUGUGAGGCCACAUGGUGCCCAUCUGGGUGGAGUCACGCAGGAGGCAGUUUCCAGAGGCCUCCCAGGCCAGCUGAAGAAGGGCAGGGAAGGGCCCUGGGGCUGGUACAGCUAGUGCCAGGCCUUGGGUUCCAUCCCAGCUCCACAAGGAGAGAGCUGGAGGGAGUCACAGCUGUGAGGAAGGUGGCAGGGAAGGGAAAGAGGAGAGGGACCCAAGGACAUGGAGAGAAGUCUCAGAAGAGGAGGAAUGCUCAGGAGAGCGAGGAGGGGGAAGGGACUGGAGGGAGGAGGUCCCUGGUGCUGCCACUGCCUUCCACAGCUACACGGGUGACUACUUUCAUAUAAAGGUCACCCAUAGGCAAGCAGGGACAUUGUAAGGCCAUGCUGACCCAGGGGAAAGGACAUGGGGCCAUACUGUGACUUUGAGGGAGGGACCUGGGGUGUGCACACUUGUGUAUUAUAACACGUGGAUUCUGAAGCCUCUCUGUAUAUGUAAAAAGUGAAUUAGGAAUAAAAAAAAGUCCACCA